Messenger RNA from Peromyscus maniculatus bairdii (prairie deer mouse), 4814 nucleotides. It is a transcript of the gene Macrod2, whose product is annotated as mono-ADP ribosylhydrolase 2. Gene Ontology annotation, cellular component: nucleoplasm. The record is from RefSeq and is a predicted model, not a curated record. Gene Ontology annotation, biological process: purine nucleoside metabolic process; DNA damage response; peptidyl-glutamate ADP-deribosylation. Lineage: Eukaryota; Metazoa; Chordata; Mammalia; Rodentia; Cricetidae. Gene Ontology annotation, molecular function: ADP-ribosylglutamate-[protein] hydrolase activity.
AGCGCGAGGCGUGACCUAGUUGACAGGCUCUGAGGUGCUGCUGUGGCGGCGGCCGCGGGGCAGAGCGGGCGGGCUGAGGGAGGAGGGCGGCGACGGGCGAGCGGCGAGCGGCGCGGGACGCAGAGCCUUUGCACUUUUCCCACCCGAGUGUUUUUUCCCCCCCUCCAUCCCCCCUUCCCCCCCACUCCACACACCCUGUUUGCCCGUGAGCCUGGGGAACUUGCAGCUUAAAGCCAGCCACCCCCACGGCAGCAUGUACCCCAGCAACAAGAAGAAAAAGGUGUGGAGAGAGGAGAAAGAACGUUUGCUGAAGAUGACCUUAGAGGAGAGACGCAAAGAAUACAUAAGGGACUAUGUUCCUCUGAGCACCAUUCUGUCAUGGAAGGAGGAGAUGAAGAGCAAGGGCCAAAAUGAUGAAGAAAAUACUCAGGAAACAUCACAAAUGAAGAAAAGUUUGAGUGAAAAGGUUUCUCUCUACAGAGGUGACAUCACAUUGCUAGAGGUGGAUGCAAUAGUCAAUGCGGCAAAUGCCAGUCUUCUUGGAGGAGGUGGUGUGGAUGGCUGUAUUCAUAGAGCAGCUGGUCCCUGUUUGUUAGCUGAGUGUCGGAACCUGAAUGGCUGUGAGACUGGACAUGCAAAAAUCACGUGCGGCUAUGACCUCCCUGCAAAGUAUGUCAUCCAUACCGUAGGGCCAAUAGCCAGAGGCCACAUUAAUGGUUCCCACAAGGAAGACCUUGCAAAUUGCUAUCAAUCAUCCUUGAAGCUGGUGAAAGAAAAUAACCUCCGAUCAGUUGCAUUUCCCUGCAUUUCAACAGGCAUUUAUGGUUUUCCAAAUGAGCCUGCUGCAGUCAUUGCCCUAGAUACGAUUAAGGAAUGGCUGGCCAAGAAUCACCAGGAGGUGGACCGAAUCAUCUUCUGUGUCUUCCUAGAAGUUGACUUCAAAAUCUACAAAAAGAAAAUGAGCGAGUUCUUCCCUGUUGAUGAUAACAAUGAAGGAGCAGCUGAUGCUGACAUGAAAGAAGAUGCAGAAGGGCUAGAGCCUAAAGGCCUUUCUCCACCUCACAAGAAGAGCAAAGCGAAGAAACCAGAAAGUUCAAAAGACUCCAGUGAAGAUGAGAGUGGUCCAGAGGAAAAGCAAACUGCGGAAGAAAUGGAAGGGCAGAGCCAAGAAGCAGGUGGGCUCAGGUUUCUUUUGAGGAGUCUCCUAGGCCUCAUCCACAGAGACAGUGUCAACACCACCCCUGUGCCCAGUCCUGCUUCAGAAGAAACAGUGGAAGUCCGUAAAGACGAAGAUUCUGCAAAGGAUGACAAUACCAUAAAAGACAGUGAUGUGACCAAUCAUUCUGUGUGUGACCAAGAACUUCCCAAUGGACAAGAGAAUGACUCAACCAAGAGUGAAGUAAAAAUUGAGACAGAGUCCCCAAGCUCAUCUAUGGAGACAGAAGAGCUUUCAUCAAACCAAGAAGAUGCCACAAUUGUGGAGCAACCAGAGGUGAUUCCCCUGACAGAUGACCAAGAGGAGCAGGAAGGUGGAGAAGCUCAAAGCGAGGAUGCACCUUCUGGGUUUGCGAAAAGCCAAGGUUCCAAUGACACAGAAAACACUACAGGUCCUGAUGUUGAAAUGAACAGUCAGGUUGACAGCGUAAAUGAGCCAACAGAGUGUCAGCAAGAAGAUUUCCAAUAGGGCCACAAGAUGAAGCAAAGGAACAAAGAACUAAAGCUAAAUGACAACCCUCAGCAUUGCAAGGCCUGGCGCUGGGGGACUUGGGAAGAUGAUAGUGUGUGCUGUGGAAGAGGGUGGGGGAGGGGGGAAGGCAAGUCUGCGGAAGGAAGGGGAUCCUUUGCUCUAAUUCUCCAGCUGCAUUUUGUUCUGUUUACCUACAGAAAAAAAAAAGGAAAAGAAAAAGAAAAUUUAAAAAAAAGAAAAAAGAAUAAGCAAGCAAGCUCCCUCCACUCGUGAGAGUAGGAGAGGCUCCGUGCUAAGGCCAUCUUUCAGGCACUCGGUCCCUAUCUUUUCUGUCUUUUCUCCAUGCCUCACCCUAGGGUUGGUGAUAGGGUUCAUACUCACCUGAGUCUCCUGGGCCCUGUCUGCUUCCUUGGUUAUCUCACAAAGCUGAUCAUAGAGUGAUUUCUUCCAAGAAAAAGGAAGGAGGUGAUUAACAAGCUGCAGGCUAAAUUUCAAGAAUCCCCAUGCUCAACAUUGGUUAUGAUCCACAGACAGAGGAGAAAGAAUAGAAAAUGGGCACAAGCCUCAGACAACACUCUGAAAAGGUCUAAAUGAAGAGUUCAAAAUAUUUUAAUUGGGGGUUAAUAAAAAAGGUGGGACCUGGCAGCCUCUGCAGUCUCCACCUCCAUACCCAGGAUGUCAUGUGCAUUCACUUUUGAGGCUGAUUUUGAGCACGGCUUCUUUGGUGUAUGAGGUCUUCACUCUGUGCUUCCAUAUGGAGCCCAUCACUGAGAUGUGGAUCUUUGUACACAGUGGGAAAUGGUGUUCCUUUCAUUAAGACCUAAGAGAUGUGCUUGCUUCCUUUAGGGCCCAAACAAACCUAUUAAAUAAUAAUUUUGGUUUUCAAAGUUCCACUUGAAAUCUCUACUUUUCAUAAAAGAAUAUCCAUGUUGAGCCAAAGUGUGAUAGCCCACAGAGGCUCACACUUGAAGUUAGGAGCAGUAAGAGUCAUUGCUUCCAGUCCUGGCUUCCUAGUCUGCUCAUGCCAAGUCCAAGGAGGAUUUGAUGGGUCAUCCACUCAUCCAAAAGGGAGCCAGAACUAUUAACAACUUAAGAAGCCAGUGGAAUAGUGUUAGCUCAAGAAAUGAAGACCAUGGGAGGCUGGGCAUUAGCCUGACUAUCUGUCCCAAAACAAACUGAAGUUCUCACACUGCCUCUCUGGGUUCCAAAGACAUGGUAGUAUCUUUUGCAUAUCACCUUAACUCUACAAUGUAUGUUUUAGAAUUGGGAUGUUUGUGUUGCUACUCCUAACAGAAGACGGAAAAGUGGAACUGACAAUAUCUAAAGUCAAUAGGGAGAUGAUACCAAUUUAUAAAUAUCUCAUCCAAUUCUCUAGUUUUGCCCUUUCCUGUGGAAAAUUCAUCUUAUCUUCUUAAGACUAGCUUUGGCUGUUCUGAAUUAAUUGCCUCUUCCAGAUUACAUAUUUUGCAUAAUAGAAUAAGUAGCAAAUCAUAUAUCUGCAUAAGUUACCUUUUAACAUCUCUAAAUUUCAUUAAGGCGAUUCAUCAUAGCAACAAGGAUAUUUCAGCAAUUUCAUGGUGUUUCCCCAUGGCCUUUUCUCUUUCUACAGUUCAACACGAACGCAUAUACCUCUCCAUUACACACCCUUUUCUAGAACAAUGCUUUCUCUAAAUAAUUGAAGAAAGCAUGCCGUUCAAAUAUUGAUAGCUUCAAAGUUUCUGGCCAUCUUCAUACCUAUUUUACAAGCACCCAUCAUUUUUAUGAAGUGCCUGACAAGAGGCCCAUGCUAGGAAGGUGUUUCCCCAUAACUCCCAGGGGAAGUACUGCUGGGACUCCUAAUGGGGCAAUAGUGGACAGCAGGCUUCUCAAUGGACACAAAUGAAAGAGGAACAGCCAGGACUGAAGUGACCCAGCCCACCUUUCUCCUUAUUAUCAAUGGCAGCCAUUUGAUUCACUCAUCUUGCAUGGGUUAAAAAAUAGGAAGAGAGAAUUCUAUGAAAACUGUAGGAAAAGGAAAGCACUCUUUGUAUCUAGGAAACAGAGAAGGAGUCGUCCCACUCCUGAAUUUGCUUAAACUUCUUUUUAUGAAUUAGACAUUUUCAUUUUUGCUUUGCAGUAGAUUUUUGGUUGCUAUGUGGCUGAAUGAUUGUAUGCUUUAAAAUAAAUAAUGCAGUUAAUUUACACUUCAAUAAUGAAAUAUUAAAAUUUUAGCUCUGGGCCAGACUGAAGGCGUUACAAACAAGGAGAGCCUGUUUGCUGGCCCUGUCACUGCACAGGCUGUACAAUGCAGUCCAUGUGGGAAGUGGACCAGUUCGGCCACACGUGAAUUCUGGAUGGCAGUUUCCAAUCACACUUCAGCCGGGCCACAUGCCACGAAGGGCAACAGGAGCGUGGAGGGAAGUGGCCCUGUUCUUAGUCAUGUUUGCAUACAGAGGAUUGAAGUAGGCCUUCAACAUGAUAGUCCUAAUUAAAAAGGUACUCACUGCAGGCUAGACAAAGGGGCUUUUCCUCUUGCUGGUAACUAUUCAGAUGAUGGACAAGUCUUCUUUGAUAAAAGCUUACAAAGAAGACCUCUGAAGUACUGUCUAUGAUACUGGGUCACAUAUUAAUCACCGCAGCUAAUUGUAAAUCUUUCUAUGGAACACUGAAAAGCCUCUUUGUGAAUUAAUACAGUUCUGCUUGAUGCACUUGGUUUGCAAAGACAUUUCUCUGUAUGUGGUGCAUGUCAGCUGUGCUUUGAACAACAACAGUUAACAGAAUAUGUUCAAUAUAUUUUCUCGGGAAAUAGGGUUUUUAUCAUAUGACUCAUUAAGGAUUUGCCUUACCCUGACAUUUGUGAUAUAAAGGAAAAUCAGGAAAAAAGUAAUUUUCUUGAACAAGAUACGUUUUUACUUAAUGCGAAUAAAUGUAGUCUGUUGCUUGCAAGGAAAAAAAAAAUGUCUUCUGGUAUUAAUAGGGUAACACGUGCCUCUUCUGUUGAACCAGUCUGGAAAUGCUGGCCAGCUUCUGAGUCUGUUUGUCUCUUUUCAUCUGUGCCACACACUAUGACACUUCAAUGACUGUUGCCUUCAAACUAUAUUUGUUAGAGCAGAGUGCAAAUAAACUUCUUUGAGAGGAUAAUGUGGAA